AGGGGCGUGUCUAUUCAUGUUUUCCCGGCAGGCCCCGCGCGUGGGACGGGGCGUACGUCCACCUGAGGGGAAGGAGCAGAACAGAACAGCGGAGCCGGGAUGCAGCGCAUGAAGGUGGUUCUCGGGCACUUGGCCGGCGGCGGCAGCAGCAGCUCUGGCCCUGGCCCUGGCCCUGGCCCUGCGCUGAGGGCGAGCCCCUGCUGGGGUUUCUCUGGGACCGCCCGCUCGGCCGCGGCCGACCCGGAGGAUGUGGUGGUGGUCCAUGGGCGAAGAACGCCCAUCGCCAAGGGCAAGCGGGGAGGAUUUAAGGAGACUACCCCUGAUGAGCUGCUGACUGCAGUUAUGACAGCUGUCCUGAAAGACUUAAAUCUAAGCCCCGAGAAGCUGGGAGAUAUCUGUGUAGGAAAUGUACUUCAACCUGGUGCUGGAGCUGUCAUGGCAAGGAUUGGACAGUUUUUAAGUGGCAUUCCAGAAAGUGUACCAUUAUCAUGUGUUAACAGGCAGUGUUCAUCUGGGUUGCAGGCUGUGAUCAAUAUAGCUGGUGGCAUCAGAAAUGGAUCUUACGACAUUGGCUUGGCCUGUGGAGUAGAAAGCAUGUCUCUUAGAGACGCUCAUACCCCUGGGGACAUCAGUUCUCGUAUGAUGGACAAUAGCAAAGCCAGAGAUUGCCUUAUCCCAAUGGGAAUAACUUCUGAGAAUGUAGCAGAAAGAUUUGGUGUCUCCCGGAAAAAGCAAGAUGCCUUUGCCUUGGCUUCUCAACAAAAAGCAGCUCGAGCCCAGCAGAUGGGAUGGUUUAAAAAUGAGAUUGUUCCCGUGACGACCACCUUCACUGAUGACCAGGGCCAAGAGAAAACUAUCACUGUGCUCCAGGAUGAGGGGAUCAGGCCAAGCACCACGCCGGAGGGGCUGGCGAAGCUGAAGCCGGCCUUCAAGGAGAAUGGAACCACAACAGCUGGUAAUUCCAGCCAAGUUAGUGACGGUGCUGCUGCGGUUCUCUUGGCCAAGCGUUCCAGAGUGUUGCAGCUGGGCCUUCCUAUCCUCGGGGUGCUGAGAUCGUACGCGGUAGUUGGAGUUCCACCUGAUGUCAUGGGUAUAGGGCCAGCCUAUGCCAUUCCAGUGGCCUUGGAAAAAGCUGGUUUGACUGUGGAUGAUAUUGAUAUAUUUGAAAUCAAUGAGGCCUUUGCUAGUCAGGCUGUCUACUGCGUGGAGAAGCUUGGCAUCCCCAUGGAAAAGGUUAAUCCCCUGGGUGGCGCUAUUGCUUUGGGGCACCCUCUGGGUUGCACUGGGGCACGCCAGGUUGUCACUCUGCUCAAUGAGCUAAAGCGCAGGGGGAAGAGAGGGUAUGGUGUGGUCUCCAUGUGUAUUGGAACAGGCAUGGGAGCUGCAGCUGUGUUUGAGUACCCAGGGAAGUGACCUCGACUCCAGCCUGCUUGAAACAACCCAGUGCCUGAAGGACUGAAACUUCUCAGCAAUUGUGAAUAGUGAACAAUCCUAGUACACAAACGGUUCAUGAAUCUGUCUAAUGAAAAGGUGCUCAAUGUGUAGCCUGCAAGGGGGAUACAUAUCACUGAGCCCUGGUACCAUCCUCCACCCCUCUUUGCAGCCUUCCAGGCCCAGACCUGCAUCCACGUGAGACACUGCCACGGCUCCUGCUGAAUGUAGCACUGGCCUUUGAGGGAAAGACGUACCUGUCAGAGCAGAGAGGCUUGGAGAGACGCUGGAAGUCAUAUAUCUUGUCCUGUGGGACAGAAUCAAUGUAUCCUCCCUGUUCUUGACGGAAACUCUGCCUGAAGGGGCUAAUUAUGUAUUUGGGAGUGGGAUGCAGCGAUAGCAUAAGCUACUUCAUUUAGCCAGGCUUACUCUGUGCAAGAAAAGAUACUGGAAAUCCUCUUGCAAUUCACUGAUAAAAGGUGCAGGUAGAUGUAUAACUACUGAAGAGGAGGAGGGCUGUGGAUUGGUUUUGCUUUGGGAACUUCUAUGGGAAGAGCAUUUACUAAUGGGAAAUUACCUUCUGUGGUUUGAGUGCCCCCAAUCCCUACUCUAGGACUAUAUGAACUAAUAAUACUCAAGGUAUUUCUGGCAAUAUUCAGGUCAGAAGUUUAAACUGAACAUUAGUUGAUUAAAGAAUGUUUUUCUGAUUAAAUUUAAUUAACAAA
This is a messenger RNA of Rhineura floridana, 2156 nucleotides long. It is a transcript of the gene ACAA1, whose product is annotated as acetyl-CoA acyltransferase 1. Gene Ontology annotation, biological process: fatty acid beta-oxidation; phenylacetate catabolic process. The coding region runs from base 100 to 1413 and encodes 437 amino acids. Gene Ontology annotation, molecular function: acetyl-CoA C-acyltransferase activity. NCBI's taxonomy places the organism in Eukaryota, Metazoa, Chordata, Lepidosauria, Squamata, Rhineuridae. The record is from RefSeq and is a predicted model, not a curated record. The transcript is spliced from 12 exons. Gene Ontology annotation, cellular component: peroxisome.